Messenger RNA from Balaenoptera musculus (blue whale), 767 nucleotides. RefSeq lists its product as uncharacterized. Bases 86 to 715 code for a protein of 209 amino acids. Lineage: Eukaryota; Metazoa; Chordata; Mammalia; Artiodactyla; Balaenopteridae. The transcript is spliced from 3 exons. The record is from RefSeq and is a predicted model, not a curated record.
CCCUGGCAACCACUGACCUGUGCUUUGUCCCCGUGAGCUUGACGUUUUGCAGUUAAGUGAAAGGUCCAUCACUGGCCCCUGAGCCAUGGCUGGUCUGUGGAGCGGCCAACCCAGCUGCAUCCAGGCAGUGUUCCGUGAGGCCAGCGCCAGGGCCGGAUUCCAGAAGAGGCAGAGAAACAUGCUCCGUCGCCUCAGGGCAAAUCACAAGAGGAAUCACCUGGACUUUGCUGAAAAAUCCUUUUGUCAUCGGUUUUUAGAUCUUUAUGAUGCCGAUUCAGAAGACCUCCCCGGUCACUCCUCCUGUAGUUUCAACGACUGCUUUCUGGGCAGUGUGAACUGUGACGUGCCUUUGCACACGCUCAAGUCCACGAGUCCAGGGGAGGUGAGCUUAGAAGACCCCCUCUCGGCGAACAUUCCAGUCCUGGUCCUGACGGCCGCCAGCUGGGCCCCUGCAUCCCCGGAGGCCAGCGGCCUGGAGGUGCAGGGGCGGACGGCCAGGCUCCCAGGACCCCCGGAGGACUUGGGGAUGGCGGAGGAGGACUGGGGACCCCACGACGUCGGCAGACACCAGGGCAGAGCCAGAGCAUCACGGCCGCCACCUAGACUCGGGACCGAGAGGGACAGGGGGCCCAAGCUCUCACUCUCCAAGAGGAAACUGGAACUUUUACUUGCAGAGCCUGAGAAAAAUAAGAGAAAGAAGCAGUAUGUGGCCUAGACCAAGGUGAGCGAGGUGGGCGGGGUCACCUGGGAGCGGGUGUGAUGCGUGA